ACCCACACCCCACACCCACACCCACACCCAGACCCUUUAUUUUUGAAGAGAUACAAAGUUAUUACAUUCUCUUGUUAUCUUUCGGUCGACGUAUGUUUACAUAGCGUAUGAGCCGAAAAAUAAGUUGGUAUAUCCCGUUUUGAAUGACUCACUUUAUUUUUUCUCUCUACUUAAAACAACGAUUGUUUUUCACACUUUUUUUUUGACCAUUCGUGUACAUGCAUACCUGAAAUAACAUUAUGGUCAGCACAAUUUUGGAUGGUUUACCAGUCGAGUUGUUUUAUCAAGUACUGUCUUAUCUUUCAUGUUCUCAUAUAUUACGAGCAUUUCAUUUAUUAAGCAGCUAUGUAAAUGAGAUUCUCAUUAGUUAUGAUCAAUAUUAUUUGGAUUUAUCUUCAUCAGAUAUAGCGAAAAAUGAAAUCGAUCUUAUCUGUUCAUUUCUAAGAUCAAAUCAAAUUAUUGAAUUGAAAUUUGGUAAAACGAAUUUUAAUUUAGUAAAUCAAUUUCUAUCAAGUUUUUCAAGUAAAUAACCAUUUAUUCGUCUUCGUUCACUUUGGAUUGAUGAUACAAGCAUUGUUGAUCAAUUAUUUAUAUCAAGAUUAGCACCAUUUAUAAAUUAUAAUAAUCUCAUUUCAAUACGUAUUAAUCGUAUUCAUAUUAGUGAACAUUAUACAAUAUCAAAGUACUCAUUUAAUUGUCUUUCACAUCUUGUUUCAUGUUCAAGUAAUCAAUUUCGUCAAAUAUCUAAAGAAAUACCAACUCAUUUAACAUAUUUGCAUAUGUAUUUUGAUUCUAUUAAUGAUAUGGAUCAAUUUAUUCGUCCAAAUAUGAAUCAACUACAAUCGCUAGGUGUUGGUAUUCAGUGUAGUGUAAAUGACAUCAAUCAAUUUAUGUUAAUUUUCAGUAAUUAUCAAUGGAAUCGAUUAGUUCAAUUGGAUCUAAAUUUCAAUGCUGAAUACGAUGAUUUUGAAGGAAUGCUAAUGUUUCAUUCUUUACCUUCACCAAGAUUUAAUCAUGUGACAAAACUUUCAUUAAAUGGAUGCUUAACAAUAGAUUUGUGCGAUGCAAUUCAAAAUCAUGUUAAUCUUGGUAUGAUCCAACAUUUUCAAUUUUCAUCAACUGUUGGUAGUACUGAAGUUCUUAUGGAAUUAAUUAAUAAUAUGCCUAAUCUCUCUUCUAUUCAUAUUCAAUAUUUACAUUGUCUUGAUUUAUUUAAUCUAAUUUUAUUAGCAAAUCUUUCAAUUCGUCAUCUGGUUCUAUUUGAUUAUGAAUCAACAAUAAGAAAACAACUAUUCUAUCAUAUAUGUCGAGUUUUUUCACGAUUAACUCAUUUAACAACAGAUUAUUAUUCACGACGAGCACUUAGUUAUUUAUUAACUAAACUUGUUUAUCUUGAGCAGCUCACAUUACGUUUAGCUAAAGAUCAAUAUGCUUCAAAUUAUGGUUAG
Rotaria sp. Silwood1 is the source of this 1448-nucleotide messenger RNA. The record is from the annotation of a GenBank genome assembly. NCBI's taxonomy places the organism in Eukaryota, Metazoa, Rotifera, Eurotatoria, Philodinida, Philodinidae.